Molecule: messenger RNA, 1197 nt
Organism: Fusarium falciforme
Lineage: Eukaryota; Fungi; Ascomycota; Sordariomycetes; Hypocreales; Nectriaceae
Product: Aminotran-5 domain-containing protein
Exons: 4
Coding region: 1-1197 (398 amino acids)
Source: RefSeq, a predicted model, not a curated record
AUGUCCAAAUUAGACGUUUCCGCCAUCCGAGCGGCCUUUCCCGCUCUUCAACAGGAUCAGGUCUUUCUUGACAACGCAGGCGGCAGCCAGACGCUGGGCACCGUCGUUGACUCGAUCCGGGACUAUCUCUCCAACAACAAUGUCCAGUUGGGAGCUACCUACCCCGUGGGACAGAAGUGCAAUGCUCUCUUCGACGAGGGCGAGGCCGCUGGUGCGAGGUACAUUAACGCUUCCACGGAUGAGAUUGUCUUCGGGUCUUCGACCACCCAGUUGUUCCGCAACCUCUCGUACACCCUGCAGUUUGACGAGGGAGAUGAGCUAGUUAUCUCUCAGGUCGACCAUGAGGCCAACAUCGCCUCUUGGGUGGACCUUGCCGCUCGGCAGAAGCUGGUCCUCAAGUGGUGGAAGCCAAAGGACCUCAGCAACCCGAAGCUCCACGCCAGUGACCUCCCUGAGCUCUUGUCACCACGCACCAGGCUGGUCACCUGUACGCACUCGAGCAACAUCCUCGGCACCAUCCACGACAUCCCGGCCAUCGCCCGCGAGGUGCACAAGAUUCCCGGGGCCUUGCUCUGCGUGGAUGGUGUGGCGUAUGCGCCCCAUAGACCCAUCGACGUCAAGGCUUUUGGAGUCGACUUCUACUGCUUCUCAUGGUACAAAGUGUACGGACCCCAUGUCUCUAUGCUAUACGCCAGCCAUGACGCCCAGAAACACAUGAAAUCGUUGGGUCACUUCUUCAACCCCUCCGCAACCCUCAAGGAUAAGCUAGCCCUGGCCGGAGGCAACUACGAGCUUGUGCAGUCCAUCUCCAAGGUUGUCGAGUAUCUCACCAGCGGAGCGCACGAGUGGGAAAGCAUGAUCGCGCACGAGGCCGAACUCUCGUCGGUGCUCCUCGACUACCUCAACUCGCGACCAGAAAUUACCGUGAGGGGAGAGACGACUGCCGACCCAAGCAAGCGGCUUGCCACCGUGAGCUUCAGCCUCGAUGGAUGGAGCCCUCGAAAGUUUGUCGAAACGGUCGAAGCCCAGUCGAACUAUGGGUUCCGCUGGGGAGCCUUCUACUCUAACAGAUUGGUCUGCGAGCUUCUUGGCCAGACAGACGAGGGCAUAGUACGGAUCAGCAUGGCCCAUUACACGACAGUUGAUGAGAUUAAAGGAAUUAUUGCAGUUAUGGACAAGGUUCUUUCGUCUGCUUAA